Plectropomus leopardus (leopard coralgrouper) is the source of this 507-nucleotide messenger RNA. Lineage: Eukaryota; Metazoa; Chordata; Actinopteri; Perciformes; Serranidae. The record is from RefSeq and is a predicted model, not a curated record.
UUUUGUCUGCUGGAGACUCUGGUGACAGCCAUUGUCGAUGAAAUCGGUACAGACUGGAUCAUCAGGAACAAGACCGUUGUCACGCUGUCGGUGGCCAUUGUUGGAUUUUUACUUGGAGUGCCGCUAACGACACAGGCAGGAAUCUAUUGGUUGCUACUGAUGGACAACUAUGCUGCUAGCUUCUCUUUGGUCAUCAUCUCCUGCAUCAUGUGCAUCUGCGUCAUGUAUGUUUACGGCCACAGGAACUACUUUAAAGACGUGGAGAUGAUGCUGGGCUUCCCCCCUCCUCUCUUCUUCAAAGUCUGCUGGAGAUUCAUCUCCCCCGUCAUUAUCACUUUCAUCCUGAUCUUCACAGUGAUCCAGUACAAGCCCAUCACCUACAAUGACUACGUGUAUCCUGGCUGGUCUCUGGCUAUCGGUUUCUCCAUGGCUCUGUCCUCAGUGAUCUGCAUACCAGUCUACGCCCUCUUCAAGAUCUCAAGGUCCCCAGGAGCCACCUUCAGAGAG